AUGCUUCCCAUUGCAGGCCCUGCCAGAGUGGCUCUUCAAGCCCUCUCCUCAUCGCAGAUUUCUUUUCUUCACCGUCUUCCAAAGGCUGAGCUUCACGCCCAUCUGAAUGGAUCCAUUCCGUUGCCCGUUCUCCAAGACCUAGCGCGAGAACACGCAGCUGCUCGGUCCACACCCUCUGAAGACGUAAGUGCAGGCAUUAAGCGCCUUCAAGAGGGCGUCCGACUAGACAAAAUCGGAGAUUUUUUCGGCCUCUUUCCAGCCAUCUAUGCUCUCACUGCAACUGCACCUGCCCUGCGCCGCGCGACUCGCUCUGUCCUUGAACAUUUCUUGGGCGGAGAUGAGCCCCAGGUGUCCUAUCUAGAGCUUAGGACUACACCUAAACACAAUGAGCACAUGACUCGGCGGGUGUACUUGGAGACCGUGCUCGAUGAAAUCGAAAAAUACACAGAUGAGCAGGCAGCGUUAGUUGUGAGCUUAGACAGGAGGAUGACUGGAGAUGUGGCAGAGGAGGUCGUGAGUUUGGCUGCCCAACUAAAGCAAGAGGGCCGGAGGGUUGUCGGUGUCGAUCUUUGUGGUGAUCCGAUGGCGGGAGAUAUGGCUGUUUUCUCCAAGCACUUCAAGGCUGCCAGAAGGGCUGGAUUGGGCGUGACGCUUCACAUUGCAGAGACGGAAAAAAAUCCAGCGCCGGAGACCUUGCAGCUUCUUUCCUGUGAACCAAAAAGGUUGGGUCAUGCCACCUUUCUGAACGAGGAGGCAAAGGAAAUCGUGCUCAAGAACAAGAUAUGUAUAGAGAUUUGUCUCACAUCGAACCUUCUGUGCAAGACAGUGGGCACCCUUGAGGACCAUCACAUUCGCUACUAUCUCAAGAACGAUCAUCCCAUCGCUAUAUGCACGGAUGACAUACUUCCUUUCCGCACCUCUAUGCUGGGAGAGUACGCACUUCUUAUCGCCCCUAAGCCACUUGGUCUUGGACUCUCAGAGCAAGAGAUCGAACGGGUAGCUAAGAUGAGUAUGGAGUCGCGGUUCAAACCAUAG
Molecule: messenger RNA, 1035 nt
Organism: Heterobasidion irregulare TC 32-1
Lineage: Eukaryota; Fungi; Basidiomycota; Agaricomycetes; Russulales; Bondarzewiaceae
Exons: 5
Coding region: 1-1035 (344 amino acids)
Biological process (GO): adenosine catabolic process; inosine biosynthetic process
Molecular function (GO): adenosine deaminase activity
Source: RefSeq, a predicted model, not a curated record